AUGAAUCGAAAUUUAGAAUUAAAUUUUUUACCUAAUCGUAAAAGAGAUGCUUCCCCACAAGCAAGGCAGGAAACAAUAACAGAACAAAGAUACAAUGAAAUAAAAAAUAAGUUAAAUAUUAUAAAAACAAGUGGUCAAGAAUUUUAUAAUGUAAGUAUUGAUGAUAUGGAAUAUGUUAGAAACCUAGGCAGUGGAGCAUUUGGUCAAGUUACACAACAAAAAUUUAAAAAAACAAAAGAACUUAUGGCUGUCAAAUGUAUGCAUCGUUCUGGAGAUGAAGAAGAGGAGAAAAGGAUUAUAACAGAUUGUUUUGUAAUUCUUGAUACUCAUACACAUCCUAAUAUUGUAAAUUGUUAUGGAAUUAUAACUCAUGAAAAUAGUGUUUAUAUUUGUAUGGAGGUAAUGCCAACUUGUCUUCAUGAUUUGAUUCAUGAAAAUUUAAAAUCAGGAAUUGAGGAAAUAUAUGUGGGAAAAUUGAUAGUCGGAAUUUUAGAUGGACUUAUUUAUUUAAAAUCAAAAAAUUAUAUGCAUCGUGAUGUUAAGCCAUCAAAUAUGCUUAUAAAUUACGAUGGUGUUAUUAAACUUUGUGAUUUUGGAAUUACUGGACAAUUAAUUGACAGUAAAAUUAUAUCUAAUGGUAAAGGUUGUCUUUUAUAUUUGGCUCCUGAAAGAAUUGAAUCUGUCACAACUUAUGACUCUAGAUCUGAUGUUUGGAGUUUAGGAAUUACAAUAUAUGAAAUGGUAAAAGGUACACAUCCUUAUGGUGAAGAGAAUACUGGUUUUGAAUUAUUAGCUAAAAUUAAAGAAGGUCCUGCACCUUAUCUAAAAAUAAAUGAAGCUUCUAAUGAAUUAAGACAAUUUGUAGGAAGAUGUUUAGAAAAAAAUGUUGAAAAAAGAGCUAAAUAUAAAGAGCUUGAAGAACAUCCUCUUAUUCAAACAUUUCGUGGGAGGAAUGUUGAUGUUGCUAGUUGGAUUCAAGAACUAUUGGUUGAAUUUUAA
This is a messenger RNA of Strongyloides ratti, 999 nucleotides long. Its product is annotated as Dual specificity mitogen-activated protein kinase kinase 7. Gene Ontology annotation, biological process: stress-activated MAPK cascade; protein phosphorylation. Bases 1 to 999 code for a protein of 332 amino acids. The record is from RefSeq and is a predicted model, not a curated record. Lineage: Eukaryota; Metazoa; Nematoda; Chromadorea; Rhabditida; Strongyloididae. The transcript has 2 exons. Gene Ontology annotation, molecular function: JUN kinase kinase activity; ATP binding.